CUUCACCGUCGACGACCAUCACUCUGUCACCUUUCAUUCUCUUUUCCCUCUGACGAUGCGGUGGCCAGUCACCCCCCUGCUUGGGGCCGCCUUCGUCGCUGUUGCUGUCGUCGCUCAGAACAGUAGCUCGACAUCCCCCAGCUCAACCCAGGCCUCUUCAACGUCCCAGGCUUCUUCGUCCGGAUCUUCGUCGGCAUCAUCAUCAUCAGCGUCCUCUGCAUCUCUCUCCCUUUCGCUCACGACGAGCUCCAGGACUAUCACGACUUCGACAACCACCAAUGGCGAAACCUCGCAGUACACGACCGUUGUUCCAACGACCUUUAACGUUACAUAUACCGCUACACCCACAUCUUCUUCGGCCUCAUCUUCUGCUGCGUCGAGCGCGAGCGCGAGCGCCUCAGCCUCAGCCUCCGCAACGCCUAUAACCCUUGAUACCAAGCUAGACCCCGCCUUUGGUGUGUUGGGUGCAAUCCUUAUCCUUACUGGCCUUCCUUCUGCUUUCUGGGGCCACAAAAAUCGGUGGUCGUCCUUUUUCCUUAUUGGUUUCUAUAGCCUGUCGCUCGUCUGCUUCGUCCUGAUCAUCAGGUUUGGCGUCCUUCAAGCUGUAAAUCCUCCCAGCCAGACAAUCCGUGGGAUGUUCGUCCUUGCUUGCUCUGUAGCCGGUAUCGCCGGAGGUGCUAUUGCCAUAUUUUUUUGGAAGGCAGCGAGAUACUGCAUUGGUGCAUGGGGCGGUCUGGCAUUUGCUUGGUGGAUACAGUGUUUUCACAACGGUGGUCUCAUCAGUUCUGUGGGGCUUCGCUGGAUACUCUACAUAGGGUGCGCUGUAAUUGGCUUUGUGCUGUCUACGAUCCCGAAGGUCCACUACCAUAUAUUACUAAUUUCCACGGCUUUCGUUGGUGCUUCCGCUUUGAUGCUAGGCAUUGAUUGCUAUACUACCGCGGGACUAAAAGAGUUCUAUGUGUGGAAUUUGGGCUUCCGCUCUUUGUUUCCGAAAUUCCAGGACAACGGCAUUCGGUACCCGGUCUCGCAGACGAUUCAGAUCGAGCUGGGCCUCCUUGGAGCAGUGGCGCUUAUGGGGGCGGCUGUGCAGCUGCGAAUUCUCAGCGUGCUGCAGCACAAGCUCAAAGAAAUUUCUCAGGAUCAACAAAAACAAAACGACGAUGCUGAGCAGAAUGCUGCUGGGCGGUUCAAUGUUGUGCUGCGCGAAAGGGCUCAGUGGGAGAAAGAGCACGGGCAUGGGCGGGUAGAGAGUGGGUAUUCGAGUAUGCCACUAAUGAAGGACCAGGACGGGUCCUCGUCGCCGGUGACGCCUGAUCAUCGUUCGGUGGAUUACCAGGAUGCAGUCAGGCAACGAUAUCAGAGCGGUGUAUCUGACUUCAUGACUGCGCCGACCCCAGAAGAUGAACUGCGCCGGGUAACCUCGCGUAGCUUGCAAGGUCCUGGUGUGCUGCCCGCUCUCGAUCUAGGCCUUGGAAUCGAGAACGACGUGCCUACGUCAUUUAUUGCCAAGGACUCUUCACCUGCCUCCCCCGCUACUGACAAAGUGCCCAAGAAACAGAUGUCAGCGGCUCAACUGGAGGCCAUGAAGAAGAAGGAGGACUUGGUUGCGGAAAUUGAGAACAUUCGGAAAUCAAUUGAAGCGUUGAGAGGGGAGACACCUACAACGAGUGCUUCCAACUCAAGGGGGCCCAGUAUCAGAGCAUUCGACGCUGCAACUUCCUUAUUACUUCCUUCCCCGUCACAUUCAAGGCCUCCUCGAGAACCCGCACCGAGAGGCAGGGUGCGUUCUUUAGACUAUCUAGGCUCGGAAAUACUUGGGGAGAGUAUAAGCCGGCCAACUAGCGUACCACUCAGAGACCCAGAUUGGGAUGCAUAUGUUCAAGACCGGAAACUACUACAGCCUCCGCGGGGCGUCACCCCCCCGAUCGGUGUUACGAAAAUACAGAUGUCACCUGCGGUAACAGAAGCCCUCAAGGACAGGAAGAGAAGGGAGACUUCGCUGGGAUAUGCAGGCCCCAGUGGCAGUGGAGGUGCGACAGAUUCUAGCGAAGACGUUCCGAUAGCAAAGAGAAUGCACCGACGAUCCACUUCUGCGGGUACGAAUGCGUAUCUGUAUCCGCCUGCACCUCGACCGGAGCGAGAGCCACCCAUCACGAUUCUUCCGCCUAAGAAGAUUGCUGCACCGAUGCCGCAACGCCCAGUCAACACCAGAACACGAACGUUCGAAGAGUUGGCUGAGAGACAUCGGGAGAAGAUGCGAGAUUUACAGGGACCUGUGACGACUGCGAACCGAGAACAUGCGGAGCUGGAGGCGGCAAAGGCACGGUGGGAAAAGAGUCGGGCAGCUGAGCGAGAGACGAUGAAGAGGAGGGAGACGGAGCGGGAAAGAGAGCUUCGGAAGCGGCGGGAGGCUGGUGAGAAGGACGGCGAAAAGACGGAGAAGAGGCGCGCCAGUGACAGCCAUAAGAGAAGCCUAAGUGCAGAUCGACUGGCGCAGCUGGGAACAGGAGGAUCUCAUUCGCGGCGGUUAUCCACUAUGAAGGUCGAAGAUUGGCAGCGAUACCAGCAAGAAGUUGCACCAGAGAAUGAAAAGGAGCGACCAGGCCGAAGGGAGAGCCGGCGACAGAGUGGGGUACCUUUUCCUGACGACAAGCAUGUCAGAAGGAAAAGCCGCGAACCUCUGAGUUGAGGUGAAAGGUGAUGACGAACCUUUUCUGUUCCUUAUUAUUCUUGGACUUUGAUUUGUCUAGCAUUUUUUCACAUUAAGUAUUGUAUUUGGGAACCCUCCACUC
Guyanagaster necrorhizus is the source of this 2792-nucleotide messenger RNA. RefSeq lists its product as uncharacterized. NCBI's taxonomy places the organism in Eukaryota, Fungi, Basidiomycota, Agaricomycetes, Agaricales, Physalacriaceae. The transcript has 5 exons. The record is from RefSeq and is a predicted model, not a curated record. Bases 56 to 2689 code for a protein of 877 amino acids.